Messenger RNA from Acaulospora morrowiae, 1672 nucleotides. NCBI's taxonomy places the organism in Eukaryota, Fungi, Glomeromycota, Glomeromycetes, Diversisporales, Acaulosporaceae. The record is from the annotation of a GenBank genome assembly.
GAAUUGUGGCAUCAAUGAUUGCUGAAUAUACUGGGAAAUCGGCCGAUGAAAUUUUCGGUUUACUGGAACUUCCUAGAAACCCUGAACUUGGUGAUAUCACUAUCGCUGUGCCCAGACUUCGAAUUAAAGAAAACCCGGUUCAAUUAGCUCAACAAUUGGUCAAGAAAUUUGUACCUAAUGAAUAUAUAAUUGACUCAUCACAAGUCGAUCAUUAUUUGAAUUUCCGAUAUUCUCACCCUCUACUUACAAAAUCGCUUCUCACGCAUAUAUACGAAAAAAAAGAAAUCUAUGGUACUAAUAAGUCAGGAGAGGGUAAAACAUGUGUUAUCGACUAUAGCAGCCCGAACAUAGCUAAACCUUUUCACGCUGGUCACUUGCGUAGUACGAUAAUUGGUAAUUUUGUCAAGAAUGUACAUGCCGCCAAUGGUUGGAAAACUAUUGGAUUGAAUUACCUUGGUGAUUGGGGCAAACAAUAUGGUCUAUUGGCAGUUGGAUUUGAGAAAUAUGGAUCUGAGGAGGAGUUGCUUAAGAAUCCUAUUAAACAUUUAUACGAUAUUUACGUGAAAACUAAUGCCGAAAUCGAGAAGGAUGCCACUAUAGAUGAUCAGGCGCGUGCAUACUUCAAGAAAAUGGAAGAUGGUGAUGAAGAGGCACUUGCUUUAUGGAAUAAGUUUAGAAAUCUUAGUAUAGAGAAAUAUAAGGAAACUUAUGCACGUCUAAACAUCGAUUUUGAUGUUUAUUCUGGUGAAUCCCAAAUAAGUAAUGAUAAAAUGAUGCGUGGAUUGGAUAUACUCAAGGAGAAAAAUAUUGUUAAGGAGUCUGAAGGAGCAUUGAUUGUCGACUUGAAAAAAUACAAAUUAGAUGUUGCGCUAGUUCAAAAGAAUGAUGGCACUACACUAUAUAUCACGCGUGAUAUUGGUGCCGCUAUGGAACGAUAUGAAAAGUAUAAAUUUGAUGCGAUGUAUUAUGUGGUGGCUAGUCAGCAAGAUCUACAUUUUAAACAGCUAUUCAAAAUUUUGGAAUUAAUGGAAAUAGAGUGGGUAGAUCGAUGCAAGCAUAUAAAUUUUGGUAUGGUCAAGGGGAUGAGUACUCGCAAAGGAACAGCUGUUUUCUUGGAUGAAAUUCUCGAUCAAACCAAGGAAAGUAUGCACGAAGUGAUGAGACAGAAUGAAAAAAAAUAUUCACAGAUAGGUAAUCCAGAAUAUGUGUCGGAUGUAAUUGGUAUUUCGGCUGUGAUGGUUCAGGACAUGUCGGCUAAAAGAAUUCGGAAUUAUGAAUUUGAUUGGAAUCGAAUGUUUUCGUUUGAAGGAGACACUGGUCCAUACCUUCAGUACGCUCACGCGCGUUUGUGUUCAAUUGAGCGUAAUUCUGGACUUGUAGUAAAACCUUCGAUAAAUUUCGACCUAUUGAAUGAAAAACCUGCGAUCGAACUCAUAAGUAUGAUUGCUCAAUACCCGGAUGUAGUCAAAUCUGCUCUAUACACACUGGAACCGUGCACUGUUUUAACGUAUGCAAUGAAACUAAGCCACGUCGUUUCAGUGGCUGUAGAAUCUUUAUGGGUUAUGGGGGUAGAAUCGCAACUGGCAGAGGCCAGAUUAUUAAUGUUUUGGGCAACGCGAAUAACACUGGGUAAUGCUCUCAAAUUGUUAGGUCUCAAGCCUUUGGAAAGAAU